Leptosia nina is the source of this 801-nucleotide messenger RNA. The record is from the annotation of a GenBank genome assembly. NCBI's taxonomy places the organism in Eukaryota, Metazoa, Arthropoda, Insecta, Lepidoptera, Pieridae.
AUGGCAGUCUGCGUGAUGGUCAAAUUUGCCACAGAGAUAACAGUGGAGGAACGAAAGCGGGACUAUUAUCCUGGCUCCGGCGUCUACCACGUUGCUAAGUCCAUCGCAGUUAUAGCUCUGAACGAGAACAACAGCGUCUCUAUAUCCGAGAGGUUUCCAUACGUAGCUGCGAUAGCCAGGAACUCAUCCGCCACUUGGUCUUUCGCCUGCUUUGCCAGUAUCGUCCUGGUAAAAUGGGUCGUGACGUCAGCGCACUGCAGGAAGAAGGGGGCAACCCAUAGAGUCUUACUGCUCCACGAUUUCGCGAGGAACAUCAGCAAUUCCUACCCAAUUCUGUAUUGGAGGAUACACGAAAAAUUCGACCCCAAUAGUACAUCACCGAUGUACGAUAUUGCUGUAGCAAAGUUCAACUUGGAGUACACAUUAACUUUGCGUUCCUCUACCUUCGAUGAGCGGCCAGUGACGGACGUGGAAGCGAGUAUAUGGAAGACCGUGUCCACUAUGGACAGGCGAGUAUACUUAAUCAAUGAUUUCGAUAAGUUUCCGUUGAAAUUGACGAGCGAUAACCGAUGUUACGAAAGUUUUGGUAUACAAAUCGAUGAGAGUUUAAUCUGUGUGGAUAUGUCUGACUACGAGGACUGUUUUAUACAUGAGUUUGGGCCGCUGUAUCAUGAAGAUAAAUUGGUUGGCGUUCUGGCUGUGAGGCCGCGGGAUUGCGAAGUGAAGUUAGCCGUUUUCACUAAUGUAUCACACUACGCUACUUGGGUGUUGAAGUUGACGCAGACUACGUUUUACGGUUGA